AUUUGUGGAUUUGCAUUUUGCUGUUGUUAAUAAAAUUGGAAUAGUGAAAAAAACAAAACGUUUAUUACACGGUAUUUAGGUGUACACAACUCUGAUAAAUGGAUGUCUUCAGAAAAGGUCUCAUUCAUUGUAAGCGAUGUGUUCAUGUUUUUCGCCAAAAUGCGAUCGCUCGAAGUUUGUCCAGUAAGAGCUUAGAAACGGCGCCGCCGGUGGGCUGCUCGGCAGAGGCGGGCGACGGCGGCGCGGACGAGGCGGGCGCGCGCUGGGAGCGGCGCGUGGUGUCGGGCGUGCAGCCGACGGGCGCGCUGCACGUGGGCAACUACUUCGGCGCGGUGCGGCGCUGCGUGCGCCUGCAGGACGCCGGCGACGACCUCACUAUCUUCAUCGCCGACCUGCACUCGCUCACCACUAAACAGGACCCUCAGCAGCUCCAAGAGAACGUUCUCGACCUGACAGCGUACCUGCUAGCCAGCGGCAUCGACCCGGACCGGAGCACGCUGUUCGCGCAGUCGGCCGUGCCGCGCCACGCCGAGCUGUGCUGGCUGCUGGCGUGCCUGGCCACGCACGCGCGGCUGGCGCACCUGCCGCAGUACAAGGAGAAGGCCGCCGCCACCAAGGAGGUGCCGCUGGGGCUGCUACUCUACCCUGUGCUGCAGGCGGCGGACGUGCUGGUGUACCGCGGCACGCACGUGCCGGUGGGGCGCGACCAGCUGCAGCACCUGCAGGUGGCGGCGCAGCUCGUGCGGACCUUCCGCCACCGCUACGGACCGCUCUUCCCCACGCCGCGCCCGCUGCUGCCAGAGGAUGGCAGCGACAGGAUACUGAGCUUACGCGAUCCGAGUAAGAAAAUGUCGAAGUCGGACGCUGACCCCAAGUCGCGGAUACUGCUGAGCGACUCGGACGACGUUAUCACUAAAAAAAUCAGAAAAGCGGUCACAGACUUCACUCCACAGGUGACGUACGAGCCUGAGGCGCGGCCGGGCGUGGCCAACCUGGUGGCGCUGCACUGCCUGGCCGCCGACAAGACGCCCGAGGAGGUGGUGGAGGAAAGCGACGGGUUCACCACGGCGCAGUACAAGCGAGAGGUGGCGCGCGAGCUGUGCGCGACGAUCGCGCCCAUUCGCGAGCGGGCUCUACAGUACCGCGCGCGGCCGGCGCUGCUGCGCGACGUGCUGCGGCACGGGGCGGCGCGUGCUCGGCCGCGCGCCGACGACGUGUUCCAGCGCGCCGCCGAGCUCACCGGCCUCGCGCCCGCCGCGCCCGCCCGGGCCGCGCGCCUCGCACGAGGCUAACGACCAGCCGGACCACAAUGAGGGCUAUCGUUUUUAUACUUACCUAACAGUUGGCACCCCUGGUGAUUGACAGGACCUCACUCUACAGUGGCGCCAUCUUGAUGAGUGCAAAUGCGAUAGUCCUCCUCCUACCGCUUUAGAGCUCACCGGUUGGUGCCACUGUCUUCGCUCCUAGCAAGUGACAGGACCUCACUCUACAGUGGCGCUAACUGGUGAGCGCUAAAACGAUAGCCCUCAUUCGACUGGGACUGCGACUGUGACAUUUGUAGAACGUGCAAUAUCCUGGAACCCACUAAAGUUUAGCCCGCUGUCUUAGAUUAAUAAGGCCUAGAAUUAAAUGGAUAGUCUUCAUACAAAGGCAUCGUCAAAAAUGAGACAAAAAUCUUAUGUCAUUACUGUCAAAACGUUGUUAAAAAUUUGAGAUUUUUAUCUACAUUUAUCGUAAUAAAAUGUUAUUGUUUGUUAUUUAACAACUAUUUAAUAAGAAAUUUUAUUAAAACAAUACAUUUUCAAGUUUUAAAGUUGCCUCACUUUUCGUGCACUUACUAUCUAUAUCUAGGCUUUAUUAGUCUAUGCCGACGCAGGAGCUUAAAAACUCAAUAAACUCCCAGUGUAAAAUACUACUCUCAAAGAGUUCAUUUUAUUUCUACGCAUAAGCC
Ostrinia furnacalis (Asian corn borer) is the source of this 1951-nucleotide messenger RNA. RefSeq names its product Tryptophanyl-tRNA synthetase, mitochondrial (gene TrpRS-m). The coding region runs from base 99 to 1292 and encodes 397 amino acids. Gene Ontology annotation, biological process: mitochondrial tryptophanyl-tRNA aminoacylation. The transcript has 7 exons. NCBI's taxonomy places the organism in Eukaryota, Metazoa, Arthropoda, Insecta, Lepidoptera, Crambidae. Gene Ontology annotation, molecular function: tryptophan-tRNA ligase activity; ATP binding. The record is from RefSeq and is a predicted model, not a curated record. Gene Ontology annotation, cellular component: mitochondrial matrix; mitochondrion.